UGUGAAAAGACGGCUCCGCCCUUCUCGAGAUGGCGCUGCACUCAAUGCGGAAAGCGCGUGGGUGCUGGAGGUUCAUCCGGGCACUUCAUAAAGGAUCCGCAGCUGCUCCCGCUCCCCAGAAAGACAGCAAGAAGCGAAUAUUUUCUGGCAUUCAACCUACAGGAAUCCUCCACCUGGGCAAUUACCUGGGAGCCAUUGAGAACUGGGUGAGGUUACAGGAUGAAUAUGACUCUGUAUUAUACAGCAUUGUUGACCUACACUCCAUUACUGUCCCCCAAGACCCAGCUGUCCUUCGGCAGAGCAUCCUGGACAUGACUGCUGUUCUUCUUGCCUGUGGCAUAAACCCGGAAAAAAGCAUCCUUUUCCAACAAUCUCAGGUCAGCUUCUCAGAUUAUAUAAUUAGGUUCAAGUCAGAUUUCAGAUUUCUAACCCUCCUCUCUUUUCACCUCUCACAGGCAAAGACUACCAAGCAGAAGCACGAUGGCACAGGGGCUCAAGCUCACAUACCCAGUACUCCAGGCGGCCAUCUCCAGUUGUACAAGUCCACACACGUUCCUGUUGGGGAGGAUCAAGUCCAGCACAUGGAACUAGUUCAGGACCUAGCAGAAGGUUUCAACAAGAAGUAUGGGGAGUUCUUUCCAGUGCCCAAGUCCAUUCUAACAUCCAUGAAGAAGGUAAAAUCCCUCCGUGAUCCUUCUGCCAAAAUGUCGAAAUCAGACCCUGACAAACUGGCCACCGUCCGAAUAACAGACAGCCCAGAGGAGAUAGUGCGGAAAUUCCGCAAGGCUGUGACGGACUUCACCUCGGAGGUCACCUAUGACCCGGCUGGCCGCGCUGGCGUGUCCAACAUGGUGGCAGUGCACGCCGCGGUGACGGGGCUCUCUGUGGAGGAAGUGGUGCGCCGCAGCGCGGGCAUGGACACUGCUCACUACAAGCUGGCCGUGGCAGAUGCUGUGAUUGAGAAGUUUGCCCCAAUUAAGCGCGAAAUUGAAAAACUGAAGCUGGACAAGGACCAUUUAGAGAAAGUUUUACAAAUUGGAUCAGCAAAAGCCAAAGAAUUAGCAUACCCUGUGUGCCAGGAGGUGAAGAAAUUGGUGGGUUUUCUAUAGGAAGUUUCAACGAAUCACAGCAAGGCUUUUGUGCCUUGCACUCCAUGCAUUCUGAUAACGGCAGCUUUCCUCACAAGAAAAAGUUAUAGUUUUGGGACAUUUAAUUUGGUAUAGCUGAUUAUUGGCUUUAUUUGAUGAAUAUUGCUUUGUAGCUUUGAAAUACGACAGUGUUCCAAACCCCAUCAACAAAAUGCUGUGAACAACAACAAAAAUAAAGAAAGAAAGAAGGCAUAGCUGUCUGAAUCCCCAAUUAUUGAGGCACACUCCUUGGCCUACACAAAUGUGAUUGAGGUAAGGAGUAAUUUGGGAAAUGGAGUGUCAUUUGUGCUUCCUUCUGGAGUGCUUAGUGUAACAGAUGCACACUUUAUCUACUUCAACCCUUUUAUAAAGCAAUAUAUAGAGGUCUUAGAUGUUGAAUCCUUGAGAUGCCAUUUGAUCAGAUGCUAAUUUGUAUUCAGAUCUCAUAAAAACAAGUCCAUUCUUAUAGUUUGUUUGUCACUGAGAUGGUGUCUGAUUUAAUAUAUUUAAGUUGAUUAACUUGUUUUCCAAGAGAUGACACCAACUGUUCCAGCAAUAAUUUGUUUUUUAAUUCAGAGAUAUGGGAUAUGAUCUUCUAAGGAGGUUGCAUUAUUUUGACUUGAUUUAUUUAUUGUACAAGAGCCCAAGUCCCUGAAUUAUAUUCUUAAUAAGUACUUUCUGGCAUUCAUUUCAGUUUAGUCUCACCAACCCCCUAUGAAUUAGGAGAAUUAUUGUCAUUUUACACAUGAGGAAAGUGAGGCUGAGAGAAUCCAAUUAGCUUGUACAAUAUCACUCCAUAAGAGAAGCAAAUCUGAGAGUAAAACCCUUACCCCUUAUUCUUAAGAACAGUGCUUAUUUCAUCAGUACCAAAACAAAAAUGCUGAAAGGUAGCAUUUUUUAGACUCUAAACAUUCUGAUUUUGAAGGUGGGUAUUGGAACGACUGAUGAUGUUUAUAUCAUCAAUUCACCCAAUAGAUGCAAACUUAAAAUCUGGGUUCAGACAACCGUGGUCACAUUUCCCCAUCACAAUCCCCAAGGCAGGUCCCAAGUUCUCUCCUCUAUGCUUAUUGCAGAAACACUUUGAAAUAGGUUCUGCCAGUCUACAACAGCAGUGAAGACUGACAAAUCAGAUAUUCCCAAUGACUGACAGCUUCUCAUCUUGCCUCUACCUCAGUUAAGUAAUAUCACCCUAAAACCUAGCUUUUCUGCCCUUCUAUUUCUGACACCUGAAAAUGAAAAUGAUAAUCCUGACUUACCCACCAAGACCUGUUAGCAAGAUCGAUUUUGUAACAGAAAUUGCUUGUAAGUUUUUUGUCAGUAAGGACCAUGAUCACCAUUUGUACAUACAUAACUAGGUUGUUGAGCAAAGCAUUUUUGCUCAUGUUUCUUAAGGAAGUAGAGUGGUCCUCGUGUCAGAACACAUGUAAAUCCACAAAACACCACAUCUCAGAAUCCAAAUUAAAAGAUCCUUUUUAGGAUUCUUGGAGCUAGCCUAGAUCAUGGGAAAAGGAAACAUUUUGCCUUUUGUAUCUUAUAUUGGAAUGGGAUGUCUAUAAAUCCUAGAACCUCUUUGAGCAUAUUUCUUACUAGCCUCUUUUUUUCCCCUUUAAAGGAAACUUUGAAAGGAUUAUGAAUACUGGAAAAUGACAAAACUAAAGGUAGAUCUAUCAAGCCAA
Messenger RNA from Chlorocebus sabaeus (green monkey), 2803 nucleotides. NCBI's taxonomy places the organism in Eukaryota, Metazoa, Chordata, Mammalia, Primates, Cercopithecidae. The record is from RefSeq and is a predicted model, not a curated record.